Messenger RNA from Microthlaspi erraticum, 414 nucleotides. NCBI's taxonomy places the organism in Eukaryota, Viridiplantae, Streptophyta, Magnoliopsida, Brassicales, Brassicaceae. The record is from the annotation of a GenBank genome assembly.
AUGAGUGAGUUGUUGGAUUUGGAGUCUGAGGAAGUGAAGAUGAUUGGUAUAUGGGGUUCCUCCGGGAUUGGUAAGACUACAAUCGCCAGAGUUCUGUUCAGUCGUCUCUCUCGACACUUCCAAGGUAGCAUUUACAUCGACAGGCGUUUCAUAAAUAAGAGCAUGGAAAUUUAUAGCAAGAGCAACCCGGAUGACUAUAACAUGAAGCUGCAUUUGCAAGAAAAUUUCCUGUGUAAGAUAUUAGAUAAGCAGAUGAUAGAGGUUGAUCACUUGGGUGCGGUGAGAGAGAAGCUAAAGAACAUGAAAGUUCUUAUCUUUAUCGAUGAUAUGGAUGAUGGAGUGGUGUUAGAGACAUUGGUUGGUGGGAUGAAUGGUUUGGUCUGGAAGCAGAAUCAUUGUGGUCACAAAGGAUAA